AUGUGGCCGUUGAACGCCUACAACAGCUCGGCGAAACAAUCCCAUCCCCAAAAACUCCCAACUCCACCCAGGAUCCCCAAAACAUCGAACUCACACCCUCCCACAAGUGACACAACACCAUGCUCUACAGCUGCUACCGCCGCCGCCGAAAACUCAAACGCCUCUUCCCUCCUCAUCCGCUACCUCCAACACCGCUACCCAGACGUCCUCUUCCACAAGCUCGUUGCGCUGACCAUCGACGAUGCCCCCUCGCAAUAUACACGCGAGAUAGCAGCAACGCUAAAAGCGCACAGCGCCUCCGCGACGUUCUUCGCGAUUGGGUCGCAGAUCGACGGGGAUGGGCGCGAGGCUGUCCUCGCCGACCUGGUGCGCGGGGGAAACGAGCUGGGGAACCAUGCUAUGCGGGAUGAGCCGUCGCGCGCGCUGAGCGACGAGGUGCUCGCGGCGCAGAUUGCGGAGGUGCAGGCGAGGAUAAGUCGGGUGUAUGCGCGCGCUGGGGUCGAGGAGCCGCGGGUUAGGUGGUUUCGGCCGGGGAGUGGGUUUUUUAGUGAGAGGAUGAGGAGGUUGGUUGCCGGAAUGGGGCUAAAGAUUGCGCUGGGGAGUGUGUAUCCUCAUGAUCCGCAGGUGCCGUAUGCAUGGGUGAAUGCGGCGCACGUGCUUAGUAUGGUGCGGCCGGGGAGUGUGAUUAUUUGUCAUGAUCGGAGGAGUUGGACGGGGCCGAUGCUCAGCAGGGGGUAUCGGGUUGUGACGCUGAGUGAGUUGGUGAGGGAGGCGGAUGGGUCAUGAGGUGAGGCUAAGGCUACGGGGCUACAGGCUACAGAGGCAGGUUUGGUCCGGUGCGUUGCAUUGCAUACUUUCUCUUCGUUGUUGAUACAUGUCUAUAGAAUACCCAUACCCAUACCCAUAUUACCGUACACUGUGAUAAUGCAAAGCACAAGGCUGAUCGCCAGCGAUAGCCUGUCAACAUGAUUCUUCCACCCUCACUCCCAUCUUCUCCACUCGAGUAAGGUCCUCCGCAGCUCGGUGUCACAGUCAUAACCCUUGCGCUCCUCCUCCAACAACUCCUCUCGUCGUUCCCGAAUGUGCUGCUCAACGUCGUAGCGCUUCAGUGCGAUCA
Aspergillus novofumigatus IBT 16806 is the source of this 1117-nucleotide messenger RNA. Its product is annotated as chitin deacetylase CDA4. The coding region runs from base 1 to 786 and encodes 261 amino acids. Gene Ontology annotation, cellular component: membrane. Gene Ontology annotation, molecular function: hydrolase activity, acting on carbon-nitrogen (but not peptide) bonds. The record is from RefSeq and is a predicted model, not a curated record. Gene Ontology annotation, biological process: carbohydrate metabolic process. Lineage: Eukaryota; Fungi; Ascomycota; Eurotiomycetes; Eurotiales; Aspergillaceae. The transcript has 4 exons.